Messenger RNA from Eimeria mitis, 906 nucleotides. RefSeq lists its product as uncharacterized. Gene Ontology annotation, molecular function: zinc ion binding; nucleic acid binding. The record is from RefSeq and is a predicted model, not a curated record. Lineage: Eukaryota; Apicomplexa; Conoidasida; Eucoccidiorida; Eimeriidae.
AUGCAGCUCGUUUUAAGCAUUCUCCUCUCGGGCUGCCAGUCUGAGGCCGCCUGGAGAGCGGAGGGGAGGGCAGAUGACUUUUUAAACUCUUUUAUGCUGAACUAUGUGAACUUGAUGCGUUCUUUUGCCUCGAAGUUUGAUCGCCUUUCGUCUUGCAAAAUGGAGACGGAGUGGGGUCUCCACUCCGGUGGGGAGGCGAGCCACGGUCGCGACACUCCUCAAGCAGAAGCACGCUCGAUUUCGAUUUCGGCAUUCCACGCGGCGAAAAGAGUAUCUCCUCCAAGGACAAUUCAGGGAGAAGGCCCCCCUCUCUCUGGAGAAUCCAUGUUUAAUCGCGCUGUUGCAAUGGAGAUGGCUAUGGACGAAAUGAGAAAACUUAAGCAAGGGAAGAUGUCGACUGGGUGCUACAUCGAGAAGUAUCAGGCCUUGCUCGCCAGAAGUCCAGUGCUGGACCAGCAGCUGCUCUGUGAUUGGUUCAUAGCAGGGCUAUCGCCCGAGGAGAGGGUGGCGGUAGCAGGUUGGGCAGUGGACAGGGAAAUGUCCGGUGAAAUAGUUGAACUUGCUGAUAUGAUGGAGUUCCUUCGUAUCAAAGAAAGGAAAUACGCCACAAUUACAGCUCUAGCUAAGAUGAAAGACGGCAGUUUUGGAACGGACCCAGAUUUUGAGGCUAUGGAGAUUGGGACAGCUAACACAAAACCGGUCCACAAGGGGACUAGAAGCGGUAACCGGCGGCAGCAAGCGAAUUCGGCACCGAGAAAGCCGGAAAGACGUACCGAUCGGCGUAUCUGUUUCUUCUGUGGUACGCAAGGUCACAUAUGUCGAGAUUGCAGGCGUAUGAAAGAAGCCAAGGACUUACUGACGCUAGACUUGGAACAGCGCCGCUACGGGAGAAUUGCAGGCGUAUGA